Molecule: messenger RNA, 1127 nt
Organism: Aureobasidium pullulans EXF-150
Lineage: Eukaryota; Fungi; Ascomycota; Dothideomycetes; Dothideales; Saccotheciaceae
Product: Aldo/keto reductase
Exons: 1
Coding region: 78-1112 (344 amino acids)
Source: RefSeq, a predicted model, not a curated record
CAUUGAUCGACAUCUCACUUUUGAACCUCACUACACCGAAUCUCCUAGAUCACCCUCCGACCUUCUUCUCCAUCAACAUGAAGUACGUCAGACUUGGCGAAAGCGGUCUUCGCAUCUCUCCAAUUGGAGUUGGAUGUAUGAGCUACGGCAACCCCGAAGGCCGCUACAAGUGGGCUCUUGGAGAAGCAGAAGCCCUCCCCAUUCUACAACAUUGCUACAAGUCCGGCCUCAACUUCUUCGACACCGCGAAUGGAUAUUCCAACGGCGACUCUGAAGUCAUCCUCGGCAAAGCCAUCAAGCAAAACAACUGGAACCGCCAUGCCGUUGUCAUUGCAACAAAGGUGUGGGCUCCUAUAGGCUUUGGUCUCGAAGAGCCUCUGUCGAUGUCUGAGGAGGAGAGAAAUGAUAAGGGUUAUGUCAACCAGUAUGGUCUCUCGAGAAAACACAUCUUUGAGAGCGUGGAGAACAGUUUGAAGAGAUUGGAUCUGGACUACGUCGACCUGUUGCAGAUCCAUCGUUUUGAUCCCAACACACCUGUCAAAGAGACAAUGGAGGCUCUCCAUGACCUCCUCAAGUCUGGAAAGGUCAGAUACAUUGGAGCUUCCUCUAUGCGCGCCCAUCAAUUGCUGGAGUACCAGUACACUGCUCGCGCAAACGGUUGGACCGAAUUCAUCUCCAUGCAAAACUUGUACAAUGCUAUCUAUCGCGAGGAAGAGAGAGAGAUGUAUCCUUCGUGUCAGAAGUUCGGUAUGGGAGGCAUUCCCUGGAGCCCCGUCGCCAUGGGCUUCCUGACUCGUCCUUGGAAGUCCUUCGGCGAAAGCACCAGAGGAAGUGGUCAAGGCCAAGGUUUCCUGGGACAACCCAUGACUGAUGCCGACAAGAAGAUCAACGAGAAGAUUGAAGAAAUUGCAAAAGCUAGAAGUGUUUCAAUGGCUGUCAUUGCUAUUGCAUACGCCUUGGCCAAGCCGUUCAUCAGUGCUCCGAUUCUGGGAUUGAGCUCUGUCAAGAGAGUUGAUGAGGCGAUUCAGGCUUCGACUUUCGAGCUGUCUGCUGAGGAGAUCAAGAGUAUUGAUGAUUUGUAUGUUCCUAGAAACAUCAUUGGGCAUGCGUAGAAUAGAUUUGCGAGA